AUGUCAUACACAAAGGCUUCUGAUAAUCCAUAUGAUAUAGAGAUGAACGCUCCUGUAAGGGCUGCAUCUCCUUCACAAGAUUCAUCACCAUCAUUGGAAUAUAGUACAUUAUCAAUUGAAGAUACAGUAUCAAAACUACGUACAGAUUUACAUUCAGGUUUAACAUCUGUCCAUGAAGUCACUCAAAGAAGAGGUUUACAUGGUCUUAAUGAACUAUCGGGUGAAGAAGAAGAACAUUUAGCUAUAAAAUUUCUUAAAACUUUUUAUCAAGAUCCACUUAUAUUAUUAUUGAUUGGUUCUGCUGCAAUCAGUUUCUUUAUGGGUAAUAUCGAUGAUUCAGUUUCAAUUACAUUGGCAAUUGUCAUUGUGGUCACUGUGGGAUUCGUUCAAGAAUAUAGAUCCGAACAAUCCUUGGAAGCUUUAAACAAAUUAGUUCCUGCUGAGGCUCAUUUAAUUAGAAAUGGUUCAACUUCUGAUGUCUUGGCAUCUCAAUUGGUUCCAGGUGAUUUAGUUCAUUUUGACAUCGGUGAUAGAAUCCCUGCUGAUAUUAGAUUAACUCAAGCUGUUGAUUUGCAAAUUGAUGAAAGUAAUUUAACUGGUGAAACCGAACCUGUUCAUAAGAAAACUGAUCCUGUUGUUCCAAAAACUCAAAAUGGUGUUCCAUUAACUGAACGUGAUUGUAUUGCCUAUAUGGGUACUUUAGUUCGUGAUGGUAAUGGUUCAGGUAUAGUUGUUGGUACUGGUCAUAAAACUGCAUUUGGUUCCGUUUUCGAAAUGAUGAAUGAUAUUGAAAAACCAAAAACUCCAUUACAAAAUACAAUGGAUAAAUUAGGUAAAGAUUUAUCAAUUGUUAGUUUUAUUGUCAUUGGUAUUAUUUGUUUAAUUGGUAUUUUCCAAGGUCGUUCAUGGUUAGAAAUGUUUCAAGUUUCAGUGUCUUUAGCUGUUGCUGCUAUCCCUGAAGGUUUACCAAUCAUUGUUACUGUUACAUUAGCUCUUGGUGUUUUAAGAAUGGCCCGUCAUAAGGCAAUUGUUAAAAGAUUACCAAGUGUGGAAACUUUAGGUUCAGUUAAUGUUAUUUGUAGUGAUAAAACUGGUACUUUAACUCAAAAUCAUAUGACUGUUAAAAAAGUUUGGACAAUUGAUAUGAAUUCUGAAAGUUUAACUGUUGAUAAACAAAUUAACAAAGGUGCUUCAUUAAAACAAUAUUUAACUGAUGAUGUUAAACAAACUUUAGAAACUGCAAAUAUUUGUAAUAAUGCUAAAUAUUCUCAAGAAGCUGCUAAAUUUGUUGGUAAUGCAACUGAUAUUGCACUUUUAGAAGCUUUAUCAUCAUUUGAAUUAGAAGAUAUUAGAAAUACAAGAUCUCGUACAAAAGAAUUACCAUUUUCAUCUCUAAGAAAAUUCAUGGCUUUAACUGUUAAUAGUGGAGAUUUAUCAAAACAUGAAACUUAUGCUAAAGGUGCUGUUGAAAGAAUUUUAGAAAGAUCAACACAUUAUAUUACAAAAGAAAAUAAAGUUGAAAAAUUAACUUCAGAUUUACAUAACAAAAUUCAUGAAGCUGCACAUAAAUUAGCUUUAAAAGGUCUUAGAGUCUUAGCAUUUGCUCAUAAUAAUAAACUUUUCAAAGAACAACCUGAAGAUUUAAUUUUUGAUGGAUUAAUUGCAAUGAAAGAUCCUCCAAGACCAAGUGUUAAAAAUGCUAUUGAAAGACUAGUUCAUGGUGGUGUUCAUGUUAUUAUGAUUACUGGUGAUUCUGUAACUACAGCUGUUCAAAUUGCUAAAGAAAUUGGUAUGAAUGUUAAUGAUACAGAAAAAUCUGUUAUUAGUGGUGAUAAAUUAGAACAAUUAAGUGAAGAAUCUUUAUCACAAAUUAUUUCAUCAGUUUCAGUUUUCGCAAGAACUACACCUGAACAAAAAGUUCAAAUUGUUCGUGCUUUACAAAGACGUGGUGAUGUUGUUGCUAUGACUGGUGAUGGUGUUAAUGAUGCACCUGCAUUAAAAUUAGCAGAUAUUGGUAUUAGUAUGGGUAAAAUGGGUACAGAUGUUGCAAAAGAAGCUUCAGAUAUGGUUUUAACAAAUGAUGAUUUUAGUGUUAUUUUAAAUGCAAUUGAAGAAGGUAAAGGUAUUUUCAAUAAUAUUCAAAAUUUCUUAACUUUCCAAUUAUCAACAAGUGUUGCAGCAUUAUCAUUAAUUGCAAUUGCUACAUUUUUCAGAUUACCAAAUCCUUUAAAUGCAAUGCAAAUUUUAUGGAUUAAUAUUUUAAUGGAUGGACCACCAGCUCAAUCAUUAGGUGUUGAACCAGUUGAUCAUGAAGUUAUGAAUAAACCACCAAGAAAAAGAGAUGCAAGAAUUUUAACAGAAGAAUUAUUUAAAAGAUUAUUAUCAAAUGCAAUUUUUGUUAUUGUUGGUACAAUUUAUGUUUAUAUUAAAGAAAUGACACAAGAUAAUGAAGUUACAGCAAGAGAUACAACAAUGACAUUUACAUGUUUUGUUUUAUUUGAUAUGUUCAAUGCAUUAAGUUGUCGUCAUUCUACAAAAUCUAUAUUUGAAUUAGGAUUUACAAAUCAAAUGUUUAAUUUUGCAGUUAUUGGAUCAUUAUUAGGUCAAUUAUGUGCAAUUUAUAUACCAUUUUUCCAAUCAAUUUUCCAAACAGAAGCACUUUAUUUUAGUGAUUUAGUAUUUUUAACAUUUAUUUCAAGUUCAGUUUUCAUAUUUGAUGAAGCAAAGAAAUAUUUUUCAAGACAACGUCGUGAUGUUUAUUCAGUUGUUUAA
Hansenula ciferrii is the source of this 2772-nucleotide messenger RNA. It is a transcript of the gene PMR1, whose product is annotated as Ca(2+)/Mn(2+)-transporting P-type ATPase PMR1. Gene Ontology annotation, biological process: calcium ion transmembrane transport; intracellular calcium ion homeostasis; manganese ion transport. The record is from RefSeq and is a predicted model, not a curated record. The transcript has a single exon. Gene Ontology annotation, molecular function: ATP hydrolysis activity; P-type calcium transporter activity; ATP binding. Gene Ontology annotation, cellular component: plasma membrane; endoplasmic reticulum; Golgi membrane. NCBI's taxonomy places the organism in Eukaryota, Fungi, Ascomycota, Saccharomycetes, Phaffomycetales, Wickerhamomycetaceae. The coding region runs from base 1 to 2772 and encodes 923 amino acids.